Melampsora larici-populina 98AG31 is the source of this 582-nucleotide messenger RNA. RefSeq lists its product as uncharacterized. The record is from RefSeq and is a predicted model, not a curated record. The transcript has a single exon. Lineage: Eukaryota; Fungi; Basidiomycota; Pucciniomycetes; Pucciniales; Melampsoraceae. The coding region runs from base 1 to 582 and encodes 193 amino acids.
AUGUCACAACAAGCACGUUUUCAGCCUUAUUCAAGGCCUUCAACUCAAUCACAAAUCUCAAUCAAAGGUGCAGCUGCCCAGCGACGCAGUUUACGCGAACGUUCUGCCCCAGCUCCAAAAUUGAAAACUCCUGCUCUUCCAGCUCAAGCUUCGAAGUCAAAAGCAUACCUUCCGGCUCUUCCAGCUCAAGCUUCGAAGUCAAAAUCAAAAACUCCUGCUCUUCCAGCUCAAGCUUCAAAGUCGAAAGCAAAAACUCCUGCUCUUCCAGCUCAAGCUUCGAAGUCAAAAGCAUACCUUCCGGCUCUUCCAGCUCAAGCUUCGAAGUCAAAAUCAAAAACUCCUGCUCUUCCAGCUCAAGCUUCAAAGUCGAAAGCAAAAACUCCUGCUCUUCCAGCUCAAGCUUCGAAGUCAAAAGCAUACCUUCUGGCUCUUCCAACUCCAAAACCAAAAUCCACCAAAUCAAUUCUUCCGACUCGCAUAGAUAGUUCUUUACCUUCCAGCAAGACUGAACUAUUCAGACAAGAUGACUUGAAUUUGUUCAAUCACUCUGACCACAAUUUUGGUACGUUUCACAUUAUCUGA